This is a messenger RNA of Acanthopagrus latus (yellowfin seabream), 2658 nucleotides long. RefSeq names its product calpain-1 catalytic subunit-like. Bases 126 to 2210 code for a protein of 694 amino acids. The transcript is spliced from 22 exons. Lineage: Eukaryota; Metazoa; Chordata; Actinopteri; Spariformes; Sparidae. Gene Ontology annotation, biological process: proteolysis. The record is from RefSeq and is a predicted model, not a curated record. Gene Ontology annotation, molecular function: calcium ion binding; calcium-dependent cysteine-type endopeptidase activity. Gene Ontology annotation, cellular component: cytoplasm.
GCAACACCUUGCACACGUGGGAAGCUUCAGGCGUUUACAGGUAUUAUUUAAGACAAGGAGCUUUACCUGCAGAAACACCCACCCACUCAUUCUCUCCCACGCCGCUGAGCCCAAACACUGCAACAAUGCCUCCUCCCGGUGUGUGUCUGAACAUCUUGGAGGCUCGUCACAAGCAAAAUGGAUAUGGGAGCGCCACCAACCCUGAGAAAUUCCUCAACCAAGACUACAAGUCACUGAAACAGUCCUUCGUCAUUCAAGGACUAAGGUACAUCGAUAAGAUGUUCCCCCCUGACAGGAGCUCCAUUGGCUAUGGGCUUCUGAGCCCUUCUGACCUGGAAAAAGUGGUGUGGCUGAGGCCAGCGAAAAUUGCUCCUAAUCCAGCCUUUGUACUUGAUGGGGUGUCCAGGUUUGACUUUGGUCAAGGAAUACUUGGUAAUUGCUGGUUUCUUGCAUCUAUUGGAGCAUUGACAUUCCAGCCUGACAUCCUUGGGCAAGUUGUUCCUCUUGACCAAACAUUUGAUGAGGACUACUGCGGGCUGUUCCACUUCAGGUUCUGGAGAUUUGGAAGGUGGGUGGACGUGGUAAUUGAUGACAAGCUACCAACAAUCAAUGGGAGACUGAUCUUCGUUCACUCCAAAGACCCAAAUGAGUUCUGGCCUGCUUUGCUGGAGAAAGCCUAUGCCAAGGUGUGUGGUUCCUACACUGACAUGCAGGCUGGGACUCCUGCAGAGGCUCUGAUGGACUUCACUGGUGGUGUCCACAUGUGUAUCCAGCUGUCAGAGCCUCCAUCAAACCUGUGGGAGCUGAUGUGCAGAGCUGGCCAGUCCAAGUCAUUGAUGGGCUGUGGUACACCUAAAGGGGACACUCCUGCCAACAAUGUAUUGCCGAAUGGAUUGGUCCAGGGACAUGCCUACACUGUUACGGGUGUGAAGGAGGUGAUAAGCCAAGGGAAACUGGUAAAGCUGGUGCGUUUGUGGAACCCUUGGGGAAAAGGAGAGUGGAGAGGAGAGUGGAGUGAUCAGUCAUCUCUGUGGAAAACUGUGAGUGCUGAAGAUCGGGACAUGUGCCUCUCAGUGGCUGAUGAUGGAGAGUUCUGGAUGACGCUGGAAGACUUCUGCAGGAACUACUCAGAUAUGGACAUCUGCAGCCUGUGUCCCGACUUCCUUGAUGGAAGCUCCUCCUGUCAGUGGAACACGACCAUGUAUGAGGGCAGAUGGGUUGCAGGAACCACUGCUGGAGGAUGCAUGAAUAACAGAGACAGUUUCUGGACUAAUCCACAGUUUCGGGUCAAGAUUCAUGGAGAAUGUUCUGCAAAAAAUGGUACUAAAAACAUGCUGGUGUCUCUCCUGCAAAAGCCUGACAAGAGGAACAGGAGCCAGGUCCAACGUUUCAACAUUGGAUACUCUGUAUUUGAGGUGUCUGGAAAAUACAAAGCACAAAGAGGGAAGUUCCCAGCCUCUUUCUUCAGUACCCAUGCACCUGUCGCCCAAACUACUAAAUUCAUGGACGCACGUGAGGUGAUGGAGUUCUUCCUGCUGAAGCCUGGUGAAUACCUGAUUGUGCCAUCCACCUACAACCCCCAGGAGACAGCCUCUUUCAUUCUGCUCAUCCACUCCAAAUCAGAGACCCAGGGCUAUGAAAACUCUGGUUACCAUUCUCAAGAGCCAGUUGAAAAGAUCAAAAUGAUUUCUAAUGCACAGGAUGUUGAACACAAGAAAAAGGUGUUCCGUCAAUACUCUGACAAGUAUGAUGAGGUGGAUGCUGAGCAGCUCCAGGGACUGCUAAAUGAUCAAAUCCUGAAAGGAGACCUGAAAUCUGGAGGCUUCUGCCUUGAUGCCUGUCGUAGCAUGGUUGCUCUGAUGGAUUCAUCAGUCACCGGCAAACUGAACGGGGAGGAAUUUGUUCGUUUGUGGAAGAAGGUUGUCAAAUACAAGGAAAUAUUCUUCCUCACAGAUGUUUCACGAACAGGAACACUGUCGCUGAGUGAGCUGAGGAAUGCAUUUGUGGCUGCAGGAACAAGGGUCAAUGAUGAGAUUCUCAAUUUGUUGGUUCUGCGCUACAGUGCCUCCUCUGGACACAUGACACUGGAGAACUUCAUCAGUCUUGUCCUUCGCUUGGACUGCAUGCAAAAAAUCUUCAAACAACUGUCUGAUGGAAGAUCCAUGAGUCUUCGUGAGCUUGAGUGGAUUCGCAUCUCAAUGUACACCUAACACAACAAGAGAGAUGGAUUGAUGAUUUUCACUUGGAUAUAUAGGAGCAGAUGUUUCACUCUUUUCUUUAUAUUUGCCUUCUUGCAUAGUAAAGAAAACAUGCAUUUGUCAUGACACUAUGAACUAUGACUACAGGGUAUUUUCUUUUUAGCUUGAAACCUUUUGUAGACUAUGUUAGCUUGUAUAUGGACACUUUCUGCAUGUUAAGAUGACAGAAUGAGUUACUGCAUUUUUGUAUCAGUAGAACUGUAAUGUGGGAUUAUAAUUUAGCUCUGUGCUUUGCAAAAUAAAGACAUUAUAUAAACACAUUUAAGGUUUCAGACAUAAAGAAACAUGCAGACUUUCUACAUUUUAUAGACAAUAAAACUUUAAAAAAUAUCUUGAUCUAUCUUGAUCUAUGAUCUUCCUGUUUUUAUCUGUCACUUAUUAAUAAAUAUUACUAUUACUA